Molecule: messenger RNA, 1389 nt
Organism: Aspergillus ruber CBS 135680
Lineage: Eukaryota; Fungi; Ascomycota; Eurotiomycetes; Eurotiales; Aspergillaceae
Product: putative aldehyde dehydrogenase
Exons: 2
Coding region: 1-1389 (462 amino acids)
Molecular function (GO): succinate-semialdehyde dehydrogenase (NAD+) activity
Source: RefSeq, a predicted model, not a curated record
AUGAUCCCCCUAAUCAUCGACAACACCGACACCCUCGACCCCUCCUCCACAAACCAAACCGCCACCUACCAAGGCGCAACCUCCUCCUAUACUCUCUCCGCCAUCUCCUCCGCCGCUGCUGCCUUCCCCUCUUGGUCUCGCACCGCGCCCUCGCACCGCCGCGACCUCCUGCGCUCUGUCGCAAAACUCCUCCGUGAGCGCAGCGAUGAGCUCUGCGCGACUAUGAUGGCGGAAAUGCAUGCGCCAGAGCUCUGGGCGCGAGCAAACGUGCAGUUUGGUAUGGAUAUGCUGGAGGAAACGGCGGGAUUGAUCUCUGAUGCAAUGAUUGGAGGGAUUCCCGUUUCACAGGGGGAGAGUUAUGCGAUGGUAUUUAAAGAGGCUAUGGGGGUGGUGCUGUGUAUUGCGCCAUGGAAUGCGCCGAUUCUUUUAGGGUUGAGGGCUGUUGUUGCGCCGUUGGCUGCUGGCAACACGGUCAUUUUUAGAGGCUCCGAACUAAGCCCCAAAUCGCACUACCUGCUCGCGACCCUCUUCCGCGACGCAGGCUUCCCACCCGGCGUGCUAAACUUCCUCCUCAACCGCCCCGAAGACGCGCCCGAGCUGUACGAGCUCACUAUUAACCACCCGUCCGUGCGCAAAUGCAACUUCACCGGUUCCACGCAGGUAGGCCGGAUCAUUGCGUCCAAGGCCGCUUACGCUCUUAAGCCUGUGCUCCUCGAAUUGGGCGGGAAGAACUUUGCGCUUGUCCUCGAUGACGCAAGGAUCGAAGAAACUGCCGAGGAGCUUGUCAAGGGCGCGUUUUUGAAUAAUGGACAGAUCUGUAUGUCCACGGAUCUAGUCUAUGUGACUGAAGCUACCGCGCCGAAACUCGAAGCCGCCCUCCUUGACCGCUUGAACAAAAUGACAAAUAAACCACGCCUCAUCUCCUGCGCCAGUAAAUCAAAACUGACCUCCCUCCUUGAGGACGCACGCAUCAACGGCGCAACAAUCCACCAUCCCCCAUCCUUCCCCCCCCCAACCCACGAUUCCAAUGAUUCCACCUUCCCCCCAACCCUCCUCACAAAUCUCUCCCCAACCUCCUCCUUCCACACAACCGAGUCCUUCGGUCCCCUCCUCGGCAUCGUCCGCACCCCGGAUCUCACGGCAGCAAUGGACCUGAUCACAACCUCAACCUACGGCCUUUCCGCAUCAAUCUUCACCUCGUCACAUUUUACGGCGCUGAAACUCGCCGAGAAAAUGAGAGUUGGCGCUGUGCAUGUGAACGGAAUGACGGUGCAUGAUGAGCCGACGUUGCCGCAUGGGGGCGUGGGCGAGAGUGGAUUUGGGCGGUUUGGAGGAAAGUGGGGGGUGGAGGAGUUUUUGGAGGUUAGGACUGUUGUGCUAAAUCCCUGA